Trametes versicolor FP-101664 SS1 is the source of this 3220-nucleotide messenger RNA. RefSeq names its product ARM repeat-containing protein. Gene Ontology annotation, cellular component: cytosol; nuclear envelope. Bases 1 to 3126 code for a protein of 1041 amino acids. Gene Ontology annotation, molecular function: small GTPase binding. The record is from RefSeq and is a predicted model, not a curated record. Lineage: Eukaryota; Fungi; Basidiomycota; Agaricomycetes; Polyporales; Polyporaceae. Gene Ontology annotation, biological process: protein import into nucleus. The transcript is spliced from 19 exons.
AUGGCCUCCUCAGAAAUCGCCCAAUGCCUGUCUGCCACACUCUCAUCCGACACAAACACGCGAAUUGCUGCUGAGCUGAAGCUGGGAGGUCUGCUGAAAGUGCCAGAGGCCGCGCUCGGGUUAUCGCAGCUCAUAUUGACUUCUAAUGCCGACUUGUCUUUGCGGCAGAUGAGUUUGACGCCUGCGAUCGUUCUGAGGAAAUACGUCAACGAACACUGGUCUCCCUACUUCUCACAGUUCAAGGGCUCCGCACCACCACCUGAGAUCAAGACGCAAAUUCGCCAGGCCGUGUUCCAGGGCCUGUCCGACCCCAUUCGUAAAAUCCGCUCUCUAUGCGCCCAUACGCUUUCCUCGAUAGCGAACUGCGAUUGGCCGGAUGAAUACCCCGAUCUCCUCAACUCACUCAUCGGCCUCCUCUCUUCCCUCUCUCCCGACUCUGUGCAUGGAGCUAUGCAGGUCUUCACAGAGUUCAUCAAGUCUGACAUCACAGAAGACCAGCUACUUCCCGUCCUACGUCAACUCCUCCCAGUCCUCCUCAACAUUUUAGGCGCGCCCGAUCAACACUCCGCCAUCACUCGCUCAAGAACCAUCUCAGUUUUCCGACAAUGCGUCGAGUCCCUUUACAUGGUAAAGGACCAAUACCCUGACGCUGUCAAGGAGGCCACUGCGACGGUCCUCCCUGUGUGGCUUGAUGCCUUCAAAAUGCUUCUCAACGUCAACCCCUACUCCGACGUUGAGGACACUUCAAACUGGGACGGCCUGGCCGUCCGUAUCCAGGUUUACAAGACCCUCGACACAAUGCAAACGUCGUUCCCGCGCGCACUCACGCCGUAUCUGAAAGAUUUUCUCUCUGCUUCCCUCAACCACCUUUCCGCUCUCUUCCCGACGUUCAACUACUACUACCUCCGGUCCAUUGCACCCGUGCCCCGUUCGAGUGAGGAUGAGACAAUCGAGCUCACACAGCUUGUAUGCCCCAUGCUCGACUUCGUCGCGAAUGUUGCUCGCUCGGGCAAGGCGAAAGACUGGUUCACGGGUCAGAACCUGACUAGCCUCAUCAGCGGCGUUUUCAACUGGGUGCAAAUGACUAGUGAUGAUGAAGAUGAAUGGGCUAGCAACGCGAAUGCGUUCGUCGCCCAGGAGUCUGAUGACACGCUUUCGUACAGCGUGCGCAUGGCCGGAUUCGACCUUCUCGCCGUUUUGGUCGAGAGGGCACCUGUGCCUGCCGUGACAACGUUCCAGUCCACCAUCCAUCGCGUUGUUGUUGAAUCAGAGAAAGCACGAAACUCUGGAGAUGAUAACUGGUGGCGCGCCCUUGAAGCCUCGCUCGCUGCUAUCGGCUCGCAGGCGGAGGACGUACUUGACGUCAUCGACGACGAGCGUGAAUCAGGACGCGCGAAGCCCAUCGAUAUUGAGUCACUGCUCACUAACGUCAUCCCGAACUUCCUGGUCCUUUCCCAGUUCCCGUUCUUGCAGGGUCGUGCGUUUGUAUUCGCGAGCCAGCAUGCUAAACUGCUACCAGCUCAGCUGGCAGGUCAAUAUCUCGAUGCGGCCGUUCAGGUUCUCGAGGCCUCGGAAGCAGGCGUCCCGGUGAAGGUCUCUGCUGUGAAGGCUAUCCACAACUUCUGCCAGAACAUCGACGACGCGGUCGCAGUGCCCAUGGCUCCCCGCAUUGCCAAAGACAUCGGACCCUUCCUGCCUGUGACAUCGGAGGACACCCUGACGCUCGUUCUCGAGACACUUGCGGUAGUUGUCCAGAUCGACGAAGGCAAAUGGAUUACGGAGGAUCUUGCUCGCUCCAUUGUCGUGGCCGUCCUGGACGUAUGGAUGAAGAAUAACAACGACCCCAUCUUCAUCUCUAUUCUCACCGACGUGCUGGAGUCGCUCGCCUCCUCACCCGCACCUGGAAUAUACCUGACUGUCGUGCGGCAAGCGUUGCCAGCACUCUGCAACGCGAUUAUGUCAUCCACCGCGGUCGACUCAUGGGUGGCGAGUGCGGCCAUCGAACUCGUGAGCAGCCUCGCAAGCGGCGCUCCGGAGACUGGCCUCGGAGAGGGUUUCUUUGCCAUGCUCGCACCAAGUCUCUUCUCGUGUCUCCGUACGACGGAAGAUCGGGAUGUCAUUCAGAACGGCAUUGCGUGCCUUACCCUGCUUAUCCGCAAGGACGUCAACCAGCUCGUUUCUUGGUCGGACCCCGCAUCUGGCCAGUCGGGCCUCGAUGGCGUCCUGGCAGUGAUCGCGAAGCAGCUGCAGAGCGAAGACGAGUCCGGCGGACUCGUCAUUGGCGACCUGAUCAUCCAUCUCCUGCGUCGCGCAGGCGAGGCAGUGCUUCCCGUUCUGCCCCAGCUCCUCCAGGCGAUGGUAACGCGCAUGCUGACAGCGAAGACCGCGACGUUCCUGCAGAGCCUGAUCAUCCCCUUCGCGUUCCUGAUCCACAACCAACGCGACACGGUGCUCACGCUUCUCGAGGGCACGAACGUCGCCGGCCGCUCCGGGCUCGACAUCCUCAUCCAGACGUGGUGCGAGAACGCGGAGACGUUCCAGGGCUUCUGGCCGACGCGCAUUUCCGCGCUCGCGCUCACUUCCCUCUUCGCGAGCGAGCGCCCGAGCCUGCAGCAGCUCGUCGUCAAAGGUGACAUCAUCGUCAAGCCGGAGACGAAGAACGUGAUCAUGACGCGCUCGAAGACGAAGCAAUCUCCCACGGAGUUCACGUCGGUAUCGUUCCCGGCGAAGGCGCUUAAGCUGCUCGUGCACGAACUGCAGUCGGGUGGUGAGGCGGCGUCGAUGGGCUUCAACGACGCGGACGUUGCCGAGCUUGAUUCCGACGAUGGGGACGAAGAGUGGACCGAGGAAGAGAAGCUGCACCAGGGCUUCAAGGCGGACGAGUUCGCAUUCCUGUCCGACAUGCUCGGCCCGCGCGGUAUGGCGUUCGACAAUGACGACGCUCUCGAGGAGAACGAUGACGAGGACCUGAAGAACGACCCCGUGUCGACGAUGGACAUGCAGGCGCAUCUGCUGGGCUUCCUCAAGGAGUGCGCCGCGCGGAAUACGGGCAACUUCUCCGCGGUGGUCGAGCAGCUCAACCCUGAAGAGAUCGUGGUCGUGCGCAAGGCGGUGAGCGGGCAGUAGACGCGAAUGAAAGCAGUACGAUUUUGGUUGGAAUGACCCCACGUUGAAGACUGUAUAAUGUCAUAUGAGAUACUCACGUUUUAAGACAGAUGAG